AUGGCCGCCCUGCGCUCGUCGCUCGAGAGCUCCCUCGGGGCCCUCAUAAAGUCGACAGAUACGAAGCGCGCCCGCGAGCUCAAAAAGCACACCGGCAACUCUCCCCUCCCGGCUCUCGAUGCUGUCGCGCUCCAUAAGUCCAUCUCGGCCCUUUGGUCCAAGAGCGGUGGUAACGAGAGCGUCACUGCCGAGCCGAGCUCGAGCAAGAGCAAGGAUGUGCUCCGUUCAGUCCUUGACAUGGUUGGCCGCGAUACCGCCCUGCGUCCGGUCAUCACUGGCGACCUCGCCGAACCCCUCGAGGAUGCGUCUGAUGCCGUCAAGGCGCACUUCCAGACCCAACUCCAGGAUCGCCUCGACAUGGUCCUCACGCUGUAUGAGGUCGCAUAUGCCUCUGUUCCAGAUGCACCCGCCCUUGAGCCCGGAGCGGUCUUCAUCCCCCUCUUGGAGGAGUUUACCGAGCUACUCUCCGUCGCGACCUGGCACGAGCUGUUCGGUUACGUCGAGACGCGCGCCCCGCGAUUCACAAAGAACAUGCCUGCCUCCAGGGGCAAGGCUCUUCCUCUGUUGCGCACGAUCAACGCGUUCCAGCGCUUCCUGUCCCACACCCCUCAAGACUUGAAGCUGCGCGGGCGCGUGCAGUUGUUUGCGAGCUCGGCGAUUGGCAUUGCCGACAAGAGCGCCAUCAACAUGCGCGGAGAGUACGCCGUCAUCACCACAACUUGGGAGGAACAGGUGGAUGAGGGCGAUGUGCAGAUGGAGGAUGCCGAUGGGACCAAGCCGCUCGACUUUUACUCGACGUUGUGGUCGUUGCAAAAGUACUUUGCCCACCCACCGUCCCUUGAUGGCCCGGCCAUUGGUGAGCCUGCACAAACACCAUUCGACCAGUUCCGGGCCAAAUCCGACUUUGUUCUGUCCCGACUGUACGAGCAGACAAAACGAGAGAAGGUUCUGUUGGGCAAGAACCCUGAUCGGGCGACGCGCAAACGCACCCGCGAGUCCGAGGACCUCAGCUACCCUCGCUACUUGACGGCCAAGAACCUUCUCGACUAUGAGCUUGCCGACCAGCAGUUCCGUCGCCAAGUACUCGUCCAGUACUUCAUCCUCUUCCAAUUCCUGUUAAACCUCACCCCGGCCAGCGCCAACAAGCAGCAGUUCACUGGGGGCAUGCCCAAGACGUUUAUCAUUGACGGCGACAAGCAGACUUGGAUCACGCAGACGAUCCAGGCCGUCCGUGAUGAACUGCGUAACAUGUCCCCGGACGGACCACGCUUUGAGGAGACCCUUGUGCAGCUCAUGCAGCGCGAGAGACGAUACGCACAAUGGAAAAACGAAGGCUGUCCCGAGUCUGAAUGGGAGGUUGCCCCUCUUGACCCCGACAUGGGUCCCAACACGGCCGAAAAGUGGAAGCGUCAGUGCCGCCCCAUGCGCCGGUGGCCUUACAAGCUCGGUACCGCGGGCCUCACCCGUGUGUGGGAGAACGGAUACAAGGGCAUGAACGACUUUACGAAGACUACUGGCACGGCCAAGACAGUGUUUGAGCUCGAGGAGGAGCUGAGCCGUAUCGAGAUGGACGAGGAAGACGACAAGGCUAUGGGACGCGAGCCGCCUGCAGAGUAUGCCGAGCAAAAGAAGACGAUUCGCUGGUCCGCAAUCCGCGAAGCGCGCCGAACCCACCCGCGUGUCGUCGCCCAGAUGAAGGACUAUGACCUUCACAAGCUGGUCGAGGCUAUCCGUGAAGUCGACGAAAAGGAAGCACGAUACCGUGACCGCGCACACGGCGACGCAGCGGCUGAGGAGGCGGAGACAGAGGCAGAAGCUCGGGCAGAGCAUGAGGCCGAACAGGAGGCCGCAAAGGCUGAUGCUGAGGAGGAGGAGACAGGAGAGGCCGAAGGUGUCAAUGGCGACGCUACCGCUCAUCCAUCUCCCGAGACCAACGGCGACGCGACCGUGGAUGGCGAGGACGUCAACAUGGAGGACGGCAUUGCUGCUGUCUCGGAACAGCCCACACCUGCAGCAGAAGCGACCCCUGCCGAGGGUGACGUUGAGGCCCCUGCAGAUGGCGAGGCCGCUCCCGAGGGUGAGGAUGCGGCUGUGACUGAGGCUCCGUCCGCCGUCGAGACUCCUGUCGAGCUUCCUACAGAGAACACGGUUGGGACUGAGCCCCACUCGCCCGAGGAAGACCUGGGCGAGGCUGAGUAG
Messenger RNA from Apiotrichum porosum, 2199 nucleotides. RefSeq lists its product as uncharacterized. Gene Ontology annotation, biological process: regulation of DNA-templated transcription elongation; mRNA export from nucleus. The record is from RefSeq and is a predicted model, not a curated record. The transcript has 5 exons. Bases 1 to 2199 code for a protein of 732 amino acids. Lineage: Eukaryota; Fungi; Basidiomycota; Tremellomycetes; Trichosporonales; Trichosporonaceae. Gene Ontology annotation, cellular component: THO complex part of transcription export complex.